Molecule: messenger RNA, 2266 nt
Organism: Haliotis rubra (blacklip abalone)
Lineage: Eukaryota; Metazoa; Mollusca; Gastropoda; Lepetellida; Haliotidae
Product: protein phosphatase 1 regulatory subunit SDS22-like
Exons: 15
Coding region: 79-1893 (604 amino acids)
Molecular function (GO): protein binding
Source: RefSeq, a predicted model, not a curated record
UCAAGAUGGCUCCCUAGCACCGCGUAAACAAAAAGGAUUACUGAACACUGGGAAUGUGUUUUUAAAGAUGAUAGUAUCAUGAAUAAGAACUUGAAGACUCGGGUUGCUGUAUCUUUGAAGAAUACAAUCGGACGACAUGUCGGGGUUCUUCCUGUUGAUCCAAGACCACGUGUGACAAGGAAAGCUCCCUCGAGUGGUGGAGGAGUUGUCAGGAAGGCAGGAUCAUGCACAUCAGCUGCACAGCCACUGUCUCGCACGUCAUCCCUCACCUCCACUAACCGUGACCUUUCUGAUGAUGAGGAGCAUGAUGAUAUCAAGUUAUCAAGUGCUAUUAAUUCGAGACAGGGAUCUUCAAGAUCUGUGUCUUCCCAGUUUGGGUCAGCAAGAAGUAGGUCUUCACGUAUUGGGUCAUCCCGUGCUGGGUCAUCUCGUGCUGGGUCAUCCCGGAGGGCCUCUACUGGCACAAGGCCGCACACAUCAGAAGAGAAGGAAAAAGAUGAUCGCCCCAAAAACACCAUAGAACCUGAAGAAAUUUUGGAGCAGUGUCAGGAGCGAGACUACAACCGGGUGUACGAGAUCAGCCUCCAUGGAGAGGCCUUGACCCAUGUGGCUGACCUAGAAAAGUUCCGGAAAGUCCGGGUUCUGGAUUUGUCCUGCAAUCACAUCAGAAGAAUAGAUAAUCUGGAGUUCAAUCAAGAUUUACGCGAGUUGAAACUUUAUGGGAACCAGAUUUCAACUAUUGAGAAUCUAGACAAUCUCAAGGAACUUUGCAGUCUACAGCUGCAGCACAACAAGAUUAGAUCAGUUGGUCGAGGCUUGAGCAGCCUGAAGAAGCUGCGCACUCUGAGACUGGACAGCAACCACCUGCUACGCCUGGAGACAAGUGACCUUGUAGCGUGUGUCCAGAUCACUGUGCUUCACCUCAGCUCCAAUAUGCUGGACAACCUCUCAGCCUUAAACUACUUACCAAACCUGGAGGAGCUCUCAGCCUCCAACAACCGACUUCGGAAGGUGACAGAUAUGCAGCGAUGUAAGAAGCUACAGGAGGUGGAUCUUUCUGGAAACAGGAUCUCUGAUCUCAGUGGUCUGGCAGGUCUACCUCACCUACAGAUCCUUGAUGUUUCUAGUAACCAGCUGACCAGUCUGCGGAGUCUUGGAAAGCUCAGAUCUCUGGAGGACCUGAAUGUGUCCCACAACAAGCUGAGCGAGCUGUCCUACUUCGCCCAGAUAUUUCCUCGACUUCAGAUUCUCAGUAUCUGUGAUAAUUCCCUGGACACCUGGCAAGAUGUGAGUGAUCUGGGGAUGAUGAAGGAGCUUGUGGAGAUCUCACUGAGUGGAAACCCAGUGACAAUGGAAGAUGGAGAAAUGCCCCACUACCACUACACGAUACAGACAGUCGUGCCCAACAUAGAGGUAGUGGAUGGGGCACAUGUGAAGCGCCAGAGUGUUAAGUCUGCUCCACUCAUGAGACCGAUGUCCGCAUCCAGCAUUGUCAAGUGUACGGCCAGAUGGACACACAACUCAAGGCGAUGCCGAGGAAUCAAGUGUCUUGAGAAGAGUAUUGCAGACAAAUUUGAGUCUCUGCAAGGCACCUGUGAGACACUACCUCUAUCACUGCCAGAGUGGACAUCUAGUCUCCAGUCUCCCACCAGUUGCCAUUCAGCCAGCAGAAGCCGAGCCAGAUUAAGAGAAGCCAUGGACUUCUCGCAGAGCACAAAACUCCUAGCAGAGCUGAGCACAAGGCUGCCUUCAUCAGCUCCUCCACGCUGUGAUGUCAUCAUGGUGACAGCCACGCUGUGUUUUGCAUGUGUGUGUGUGUAUUCAGGAUGUUCAAGGAAAGUGAUGGUUUUGUGGGAUCAUCACGGGCAAGGUUCUUGUUCAGGUUUCAGUUAACGAGAACAUAAGAAGUCUGUACUUGGUGUCUCUGUGGAUCGUCUCACAUGAACUUGGAUGACUCAGUUUGUACUUGGUGUCUCUUCCCGCAAUGACGUAGUUGCAAUGUAUAUCCAGUCUGAUCCAGUCUGAUCCAGUCUAAUUGCUGGUAUCUGGAGCUGAAUUUAUGAUCAUAUGACAUUUGUGUGUACACAGUCUGACAACCUUUCUUGCAGAUUUGUUUCCUGAAAGGAUUAUGUUCUAGAGUCCUGGGUCUACAGCAGUGUAUGAAAUAAGCCAAAAACCAGCCAGACAUCAGUGCUGGUAACUCUCAAAAUGUUACCACCCCAAAAUGGAUUUAAUUAGACCAAAUAUGGUGAAUUUACUCAGAUAU